Molecule: messenger RNA, 2413 nt
Organism: Rhodamnia argentea
Lineage: Eukaryota; Viridiplantae; Streptophyta; Magnoliopsida; Myrtales; Myrtaceae
Exons: 8
Coding region: 317-1885 (522 amino acids)
Molecular function (GO): DNA binding
Source: RefSeq, a predicted model, not a curated record
UGAGCAGCAACAAAGCAACAACUGCUGGUUUUUUGAUAAAAACCAGGGCGGAGAGUUAAAACUUUUUUUUUUUUUUUUUUUUUUGUUUUUGUUGGGGGUCUAAUUUAUAGUUUCAGUUCGUCUCUUCGCCUCUUCUUCACGGAAAGCUUUCAACUUUCUCUCUCUCUCUCUCUCUCUCUCUCUCUGGGGGGAACGAGGGCGGAGUUAAUGAUCCGCAAGCGUUGAUGGGGAGGUUGGAUCUGUUUGACCCCCUCGGCACGGGCUCAUUGGCGUAAUGGCGAUUUGCUUGUCCAGCUAAUCGGAGUCGAACGCGCCCAUGGAAGAGUCAAGCGAAGCGCAUUCUGCUGAAGACAAGGCAUCUUACGAGAAGAACAGAAGGCGCUUCAAGACCCCAACUCAGCUUACAGCUUUAGAGAACUUCUAUAAUGAGCACAAAUAUCCCACAGAGGAUAUGAAAUCACAACUUGCAGAGCAGAUUGGAUUGACAGAAAAGCAAAUAUCUGGUUGGUUUUGCCACAGAAGAUUGAAGGACAAAAGGUUGUUGAGGGAGGAGGUACAUGCUGAUGGACGGCAAGAUCGUUCGAGUGGAGUUGUUCAAGAUCGUGGAAGUGGACUUAGGCAAGAUUCUUGUGGCAGUACCAAGCAAGGGGAUCGAAGACUUUUUGAUCCUAGGGAGGUUGAAAGCCGAAGGCUCUAUGGCCAAAAUUCUCCUUCCGCAGAUCUUACCUUUGAGCCUAAGAGUCACUAUGCAGGCAACCUUGCUCCGCUGGAUGAUGCAUCUUCAGGAAGUAGUUCGGCUUUACAGGAUGGGUUUGGUUCUCAAGGCACAGAUAAAUACGACAAUUGUAGACCUGUGGCUAAACAUGAAGGCAUUUCUUCCUUUAAUCGCAUCAGUGCCAACGACACGAGAUAUAGGCCAUCUGGAUAUUUAAAGGUGAAAGGUGAAAUAGAAAAUGCUGCUAUUACUGCUGUCAAAAGGCAAUUGGGUAGGCAUUACCGGGAGGAUGGUCCUCUACUUGGAAUUGAGUUUGAUCCUCUUCCUCCUGGUGCAUUUGAGUCACCUCUUGGAGAAUCAACCUAUGGACCACUCUAUGUGGAGGAUCCUACUCUGCCCCAAUCUCCAGAAAUUUAUGGCAUCGAGAAGCAACCCAGUCUGAACACCCAGCAUGAAGAAUAUAAUUCGAAGUUCAGUUCUCAGAAAGCUUAUGAAGAAGGGGAAGAUUUCAGCACUGUAGAUAGGCUUGAUUACAGUGACUAUCGGCCACAUAACCAAUUUAAACAAAGAUACACUCCUAGCAGUCAAAUAGGUGAUCUUGGUGGCUGGAAGUCUUCAUCACAUAUGCAGGAAUAUCCUACAGGUGAUGCUUAUGCUUGUAAUAAUGGAAGGAGAAGUGGAUUAACAUCAAAGCAUGCUGCAGAAGGGUUGAGAUCUGAUUAUGCAUCCGAUCAUCUUCACUCCACCAGUGCAAAAAUUACUAGCAGAAAAAGGGAGUCUUGGUUGAAUGACUAUGAUGGCGUCCACACAGAAUUUGUUGAAAAGAGUGAGAUUGUGAGACCUAGACCUUCUAAUCUGGUGCUCCAGCAUAGCGAGUCUUUCAAUGCAGGGGAGGGAGGGCCAUCUAAAAGGAUCUCAAAGGAGGAGAAACGCUAUCGAGAACGGGAGACAACCGUGGGAUACAUUGAACCACUCAGAGAGAAGAUGCGUCCACCUAAGGAAAUGGCAUCUGCGAAGCGGGUCAGAACUAAGUUUGCGCAGCAAGAUUUUGUGACAAAAACAUCAGUAGUCAUACCUCCAUGGAAGAAGCAGAUGAAAGGCUCUGCUGCACAGAUGCCAUCUAGCUUGAGUAAUGAUGAAGCUGCAGACACAAGCUCUUCGCUAGGGUAGGAAUCCUACAGUUGGUGGUAGAAAGCAUAGCAAUCGACUGAUUUUCCUUCAGGAGGAAGCAACGAUUGUCAAGCCCCAUCCACUAACAAAAAUGUAGAUGGAGGAUGUAUAGUUGGAAAGAGAAUGUCCAUAUUAGCCACAAAGGCCAGCUUAUUGUUUUGUCAACAGAGCCUUAUCAAUGUUUUGCUGUGUAUUGUGGGCCUUAGGCUACUUUGUUAGCUUAGCAUUUUUCAGAAGUUCAGCUUCUUCAUUUAGGAGGAGGAUUGAAGCUUGAGUGUAAAUCUUGUUAGCCUGAAGCCGUAAGUUGUAGAGCUAUUUAAAACCUGACAUGAUAGGUUAACCUGGUAUGCUGACUGCUCCGCGAUGGCAAUGCUAUGACAGUAAGCUCGUUGUGACAGGGGAGGCCAAAGCAUGACCUGAAUUUGCAAUGAAAUGUUCCCGCCAAUGCAGCUUCAACCUUAUGAGUUUGCCGCAUUCAUCCGUAUCACAUUCACAAUCUAACAGUGACGUAGCUUUAAUGUUGACAGA